ACAGAAUAGUAUCAUAAGACAGAAUAUAUACUACACUUAUAAUGUACACAGAUUCAACAUCGUAGAAGAAUCUAAUACUUGUUUCGUGCCAUCCAUAAUUUUUAGCAGCACCACAAUCAUGCCAAUUGUCGUACCAAGAUCUUUCGCAUUAAAAUGUGUUCUGUUUUUAUUGUGCGUCGUGUUGGUCUCGCUGAUCAGUUUAUACAAGCCCGCGCAGCUCGCCCAACUGAUCAAUUUAGAAGCAGCGGCUACCGAGGACGAGGAUUUCGUUGGUUUGAACGAGGAUGACCCGAGGUUGAUCGAGUACAUCCGCCAGCACGUGAUCGUGCCUCCCUCCACCGAGCCCUACAAUUUGUACUAUGGUGUCAACCACGAUCCUUCCGACGGCCAGUCGAAAGUGAUCGACGAAUUGUUAAACCACAAGCUGAACGGUUUUUACAUCGAGAGUGGAGGCUACACUGGAGAAGUGAUGAGCAAUACUCUAUUUUUUGAAAUCCAACGCAACUGGACCGGGAUCUUGAUAGAGCCGAACCCGAGAAACUUUAAGAAAUUAUUGUCAAGAAAUCGAAAAGUACACUCAGCUAAUGCUUGCAUCGGAGAGACGAAAGCAGCAACUAAGGUGGUUUUUAGGAACGAAAACAUCAGGGGAGACAUAUUCCAUUCUCAUGAAUAUUACUACAUUGGGUACCCAUGGGACCUGAGCAUUGCAAAAUGUUUCCCGCUGUACUCGUUCCUGCUCGCACUGGGCACCACCACCGUCGACUUCCUUAGCCUCGACGUCGAGAGUUCCGAGUACAAAGUUCUGCAGUCCAUCCCCUGGGACAAGCUCGAUAUCAAGACGUUAUCCGUGGAGUACAACCUCAUCCCUGAAGGGAAGCCUGCUCUGAUAGACCUCAUGAAGUCCAAAGGAUACAUUCAUUACAUGGAAUUGAACCGGCCUUAUUCGAACGACCUUAUCUUCGUCAAACAGGAAGUGUGGGAUAAUUCAAAAGUUCGAAAGAGAGCACUUCCAAUAAUAGAUAUCAAUAACACCAUGAGUUGGAUUGCACGGUCGAAUUUUGAAUCGUAAUCUAGUCAUCUUGAAAAUAUUGAGUAAGCUAUGAAUGGUGGC
Messenger RNA from Hyalella azteca, 1111 nucleotides. RefSeq names its product protein Star-like. The coding region runs from base 119 to 1069 and encodes 316 amino acids. Lineage: Eukaryota; Metazoa; Arthropoda; Malacostraca; Amphipoda; Hyalellidae. The transcript is spliced from 5 exons. The record is from RefSeq and is a predicted model, not a curated record.